Molecule: messenger RNA, 1011 nt
Organism: Micromonas pusilla CCMP1545
Lineage: Eukaryota; Viridiplantae; Chlorophyta; Mamiellophyceae; Mamiellales; Mamiellaceae
Exons: 1
Coding region: 1-1011 (336 amino acids)
Biological process (GO): CAAX-box protein processing
Cellular component (GO): membrane
Molecular function (GO): metalloendopeptidase activity
Source: RefSeq, a predicted model, not a curated record
AUGGGGUCGACGCUCGCGCUCGCGCCGCCGACGUCGCGUCCGGCGACGCGUCCACUCGCGGCGCCGGCGUCUCGCGCGAAGACGGCGUCACGCGGCGGCGCUCGACGGAGACGACCGAGACGCUUCGCGGAGACGCGGGACGUUCGUCGCGCCCAUCGCGCGUCCUCCUCCUCUUCCUCCUCCGGCGACGACAACGACGACACCACCGCGUCCACGUCCGCGGCGAGCUCCAGUUCCCUCGCGAAGGAGAACGGCGGCGGCGGCGGCGGCCUCGCGCGCGACGGCGACGGCGACGUCGACGUCGACUUCGACUUCGACGUCGACGACGCCACGAGCGCGUGGAUCCUCGCGCGGUUCGCGUUCAUCUGGAUCGCGUGCGGAUACCUCACCGUGCCGUCGCUCGCCGCGAUAGAGCGCGUCGACGCGCCGUCGUCGCUGCCGGCAGCGCACUUGGGAUGCGCGCUGUUGCUCGGGGAGUCCGCGAAAGCGCUCGCGACGACGACGAUGCUGCGCGCGGAGUUGCGCGACGUCGAGGGAGGGAGAGACGCGAUGCCGUGGACUCGAUAUCGACGUCGACGCGGCGGCGGCGCCGCUGCCGCGGACGGGUUGCGGACGACGACGCGCGGCGACGUCCUCGCCGGCGUCGCGUUCGGGGUCGUCGCGUCGAUCGCGGGAAGGGUCGCGGACGUCGCGGCGAACGGCACCGCGGGAGCGGGAGCGGGCGCGGGCGGCGACGCCGCGGCGGCGCCGGACGGCCUUCUAUCGCUUCUCGCCGCGUCGUCGCCGGUCGCGACGACGUGCCUCGCGCUCUCCAGCCUCCUCGUCGCGCCCGCGCUCGAGGAGCUCUUCUUCCGCGGGUACGUCCUCCCCGCGACGGCGCGACGGGUGCGAUCGCCGGUGUUGAGCGUGUCGCUGACGUCGGCGCUGUUCGCGUCGGCGCACUUCAGGCGCGUUCUAUCAUCACACCAGUCCCCAUACGACCCCGUUCGCGCGGUGAACGCCGAUCCUUAA